CCGGCAGAUGGAGGCGAAAAAAAAUGAAGUGACGUGCUGAUGAGGUCAAAAGUUCAGUCUUUAAUCUAAUACCUGCAACUGGUAUUUACAAUGAAGAUCCAAAAAAGAAAGUAAAAAUUAAACAAACAAAUAACAUAAACUGUUCACGGUUAUCUGCUAACAUCAUUUAGCUAUACCAAAAAAUUGGCCCAAAAUCAGAGCAAUAACCUCCAACCACUCACUCUAAGAGCCUAUCCCCCCUUUACCACACUUAGGCGCCUUCUUAAAAAGGCUAAACCCCUCCUACUUGGAUUAAUCCAUUUGUUAAUUAAAGAUAAUAAAGAAAUCUAAAGACAAAAUCAAAAUAUAUUUAACAGUAACAAAGAGAUACACAAUUAGAAUAAUAUAAAAAUUGACAACAAAACAACUAUUAAUUAUUAAUGUCGAACAAAAUUUAACAAAGAAUCACACAGAAGUCCAAUCUCCCCCUCACACAUGACAACAAUUAACUGUGCCUACUGUCGGCGGGAAAAAGGCAUUCAAAAUGGUGGCAAUUACGGUGACCGGGUUUUGUCCGUUUGGUGAGGUAAAAUGUUCCUGUACGCAGGUUGUGAUGGCGAGAGCAUUGGAAACUGUCCGUUCUCUCAAAGACUCUUUAUGAUUCUGUGGCUGAAGGGUGUUGUGUUCAACGUCACCACCGUCGACCUGAAGAGGAAACCAGCAGAUCUUCAUAAUCUGGCCCCGGGAACCCCUCCUCCAUUCCUCACGUUCAACGGAGAGGUACGGACAGAUGUCAACAAAAUCGAAGAAUUCUUAGAAGAGAUGCUAGCGCCUCCAAAGUAUCCAAAGCUGGCUGCAAAGAACAAGGAGUCAAAUGCAGCAGGAAAUGACAUCUUCGCAAAGUUCUCGGCCUACAUCAAGAAUACCAAGCCAGAAGCCAACACAAGUCUGGAGAACGGGCUUCUGAAAACUCUGAAGAAACUGGACGACUUUCUGAACUCUGCUCUACCGGAUGAGAUGGAUUCUGAUGACGCAGGAGAAGAGACGCACUCCAGACGCAAGUACCUGGACGGCAACGAACUGACCCUCGCCGACUGCAACCUUCUCCCCAAACUACACAUAGUCAAGGUGGUUUCGAAGAAGUAUCGCAACUUUGAGAUCUCAGCAGACUUCAGUGGAGUUUGGAGAUAUCUUCAGAACGCUUACGCUCGAGAUGAGUUCACUAACACAUGUCCGGCGGAUCCAGAGGUUGAACUGGCCUAUCAGGACGUAGCCAAGAGACUCGGCAAGUGAACACAACACUCGUGAAUAAUCUCUUACUGAAAGAUGUCCCACCGUGUCUUCAGGUAGAUUUUCAAAGUCCCUUAAGGGACGCCAUAAUGACUCAGUCCUGUGACGCUCUCCUUCACUUCUCUAAUGCUUUUGUGUUGUUUUGAAGAAACCUUGUGCCACUCGUUCUUUACAGAUUUUCAGGAUCUCUGAACUCUAUAAUCUUCUAAUAUUGUCAAUCGGUUGGAUGUAGCUGAGCUGUUUCUCUAUUCAGUUGUUUUGUGUACAAAACAUUCAUUUGUGCUUUAAUCCCUGUAUUUAAUUUUUCUUAUAAAAGUCAAGUUACAAGUUCACCUUACAGUACUUGUCUCCAAAGGAGAAUUCUGUCAUCGUUUAUUCAUCCUCGUGUCAUGUUAAACCUGUAUAAGUUUCUUUCUUCUGCGGAAUACAAAAGAAGAUAUUUUGAAGAACGUUAAUAAUCAAACAACACUGAACCCCAUUGACUUACAUUGUAUAAACAGAAAACCACUGAGAACUUUCUCAAAAUACCUUCUUUUUUGUUCCACUGAAGAAAGACAGAUACAAAACCACAUGAUGACGGAAUCAGUUUCUUUUAGGUGAACUGUCCCUUUAAAUGGUGUUGAACCCUCACAGACUGUGCAUAAAUCUUCUCGUGACUGUUUAUCGAAACUAAACAACAUAAAGGCCUGUUGUAAUACUGAAUAAAAUAUAUUUUUUCACGAA
Molecule: messenger RNA, 1992 nt
Organism: Triplophysa dalaica
Lineage: Eukaryota; Metazoa; Chordata; Actinopteri; Cypriniformes; Nemacheilidae
Gene: clic5a
Product: chloride intracellular channel 5a
Exons: 6
Coding region: 571-1272 (233 amino acids)
Source: RefSeq, a predicted model, not a curated record